Messenger RNA from Pseudomassariella vexata, 1149 nucleotides. Its product is annotated as tryptophan synthase beta subunit-like PLP-dependent enzyme. The transcript has 2 exons. Gene Ontology annotation, molecular function: cysteine synthase activity; pyridoxal phosphate binding. Bases 1 to 1149 code for a protein of 382 amino acids. Gene Ontology annotation, cellular component: cytoplasm. NCBI's taxonomy places the organism in Eukaryota, Fungi, Ascomycota, Sordariomycetes, Amphisphaeriales, Pseudomassariaceae. The record is from RefSeq and is a predicted model, not a curated record.
AUGUUUCGGCAUAGCGUCCGUCGGUUCGCGACGAGCGCCUCUCGCCGAGCCGGUUCGAUGGUUGCACACGACCCGAGUCCUAGCACCAUCGCCAUCUCAAGAGCGCAAGGCAUUGCAAAGGGAUUGACGGGUGGAAUCGGCAACACGCCUCUCAUCCGUCUCAACACGCUCUCCCAACAAACCAAAUGCGAAGUCCUAGGCAAAGCCGAGUUCAUGAACCCCGGUGGCUCCAUCAAGGAUCGCGCGGCCCUCUACGUUGUCCUCGAUGCCGAAGAACGCGGCCUCCUUAAACCAGGCGGCACGGUCGUCGAGGGCACAGCAGGCAAUACCGGCAUCGGACUGGCGCACGUGUGCCGUUCCAAGGGUUACAACCUCGUCAUCUACAUGCCCAACACGCAAUCACAGGGUAAGAUCGACCUUCUGCGUCUGCUGGGUGCCGAGGUAUAUCCCGUGCCGGCGGUAGCCUUCGAGCACCCAGAGAACUACAACCACCAAGCGCGGCGACACGCAGAGCGGCUGACGGAGGAAGGCGGGAAGGGGAGCGCCGUGUGGACGAACCAGUUUGACAACACGGCAAAUCGGCGGGCGCAUAUCGAGACGACGGGGCCGGAGAUCUGGGAGCAGACGGGGGGAAAGGUCGAUGCGUUCACGUGUGCGACAGGGACGGCGGGCACGUUGGCGGGCGUUACCAGGUAUUUGAAGACGGUGUCGGGAGGGAGGGUCAAGAGCUUCAUUGCCGAUCCGCCGGGGUCGGUGUUGCAUAGCUAUGUGCAGAGCGGGGGGAAGCUAGCUGAGCGGAAGGGCGGGUCGAUCACGGAGGGAAUCGGUCAGGGGCGCAUUACGGAUAAUCUGGCACCUGAUAUUGGACUCGUUGACGACAGUCUGCAUAUUAGCGAUGAGAAGAGCAUCGAAAUGGUCUACCGGUGCUUGGACGAGGAGGGCUUGUACCUGGGCGCCAGCAGUGCGCUCAAUGUCGUGGCUGCGAAGGAGGUCGCCGAGAAAAUGGGCCCCGGACACACGGUUGUUACGGUGCUGUGCGAUGGUGCGUACCGUUACGCGGACCGCUUAUUUUCGAAGAAGUGGUUGGAGAGCAAGAACUUGCUAGGGUCGAUACCGAAACAUUUGGAAAAGUACAUUGUGUUGCCUUAG